Solanum lycopersicum (tomato) is the source of this 1859-nucleotide messenger RNA. The record is from RefSeq and is a predicted model, not a curated record. Lineage: Eukaryota; Viridiplantae; Streptophyta; Magnoliopsida; Solanales; Solanaceae.
UUUACCUUAUUAAUUCCUGCUUAACAAACAAGCCUAACAGUCUGGCAUAGAGAAAAAACCUAAUGUUCAAUCCCAAAUAGAUUUCGGAACCCUACCGGAUUAGCACGCAUUAAAUUUAUUCCGAUUUGAUUCAAUUUCUAGAGCGAGGAGCACUUUGGGUUUUCUGUAGGGCUAAAUGGGGAAGAGGAAGAAGAGAUCAUCCGAUAAAGUAUGGUGCUACUACCGUGACAGGGAGUUCGACGAUGAGAAGAUUUUGGUUCACCAUCAAAAGGCUGAACACUUCAAAUGCUGUGUUUGCCAUAAGAAGCAUUCUACUGCUGGCGGCAUAGCCAUUCACGUUCUCCAGGUUCACAAAGAAACCGUCAGCCAGGUACCAAAUGCCAACCUUCUGUCUACUGAUAUUGAAGUAUAUGGAAUGCAAGGAAUCCCAAGUGAUUUGUUAGAAGCUCACUAUGGAGAGGAAGAAGAUGAGUCCGCAGCUAAAACUGCCAAAGUGGACAUUCCAUCAUCCCAGUAUCUUGGUGGUGCAAUUCUAGGAUAUCCUCCCUGAGCAAUUUUUAGCAUAGUGCCACCACUAGGGAGUUUCCCACAGGAGAACCCUUCUGGAUUAGCCUCAAUGCCUUUGUAUAAGUCCUUCAAAUGACUCUUUUAUUGAAACGAAUGUCCCUUGCAUUCACAACAACCUUCAUCUGCGAGCAAAGUAAUGUUCAUCAUCUGCUGAAGCUUCAAUUCUGGACAAGGUAACAACUGGUGAUUUUUCUGAAACAUUCUUAUUCUCAUUCUUCCGCUGACAUCUUUUCUUCUCUUAGUUUGUGAGUUUUCAAAUGGUGCUUAGUUAUAAGUUGUAGGUUGUUACGUUAUAUUGAUGAUUAAUUGACUAUUACCUUUCAUUUUUCUACUUCCUCUAAUGACUGUUCGGGCCAAGUGAACCAUCAAGAGUACUGAUUUGUCUCCGGUGUAAGCAAUCUUGAAUUUACCCAACUUCGAUUGAAAAUUUUAAUGUGAGAGUUCGCAAUUUUUGUUCUUAGUUUUUUUUUCAUCUUUAUAAUGUAAUCGUUACUAUAUUUAUGGUUGUCUUGUAAUUAUGAUAUACUUUUACAAAUUGGGGUAUUGUGGUUCUUGGUUUGGCUUCUAUAUUGAUUUCACAUGAAUAAAUAUUUAUAAAAAGUUUUAGCCCUAAACUUUGUCAUAUAGGCACUAAAAACCUAUUUCAUAAGUUCGCUCACAAUAUUUAUAGUAAUGAGUUCGUUUAACAUUUAUUAUUCUCAAAUAAAGUUGAAGAUGGAUACAUGAAGUAGUUGAUUCUACUACUAACCUUUUUUUAUAAUGCUUGUAGCAAUUUCAUGUUUAAUGAUACUUGACUUUCAGGAUGAGUUGUUCACCUUUCAAUUAUUGGUCCAUGAUCAUUAGCAAUUGUUCCUCUUUACCUCUUCUUUAUCAAUUUAUGUGUUCCUCCAUUCUGAUUCUUUUAUAGAUAUGGGUUACGUUGUCUACCUUUUCGAUUGAGUUUAUUGACACUUUAUCUUUUAAAUCUUUUUCCUACUCAUUUUUUUAAUUUCCCAUGUUAAUGUGGGGUUGCCUGCUGAUCUAAUGAAUCAUAUAUGAGGUUGUGAAGUUAUAGACAUUUUUCGAGUACAUGUUGAAGAACAUGGUUCCAAACUUUUUUUGCUUGGCCUCUUUCAAUUUGUGUCAUUCAAAAUUCUGAUUUAUGUUAGUAGCGGUCUUCAUGUAAUAUGUUCUGUUUGGAUGGAGUCGGGGCUGCUGUCUAAUAUAUAUUCUUAGACCUUAAAUUAAUAUAUACUGUGUGUAUUAUGCUUAAUUAUAAUUGUGUACUUCCUUUCCUAUUGUCAUUUAGUCCC